Molecule: messenger RNA, 6832 nt
Organism: Centropristis striata (black sea bass)
Lineage: Eukaryota; Metazoa; Chordata; Actinopteri; Perciformes; Serranidae
Gene: csnk1g1
Product: casein kinase 1, gamma 1
Exons: 14
Coding region: 408-1817 (469 amino acids)
Biological process (GO): positive regulation of canonical Wnt signaling pathway; peptidyl-serine phosphorylation; endocytosis
Cellular component (GO): nucleus; plasma membrane; cytoplasm
Molecular function (GO): protein serine/threonine kinase activity; ATP binding
Source: RefSeq, a predicted model, not a curated record
CGGAGAAUGGAGAGAGCCGCUAACGACGCGCCGCCGCUAGCCUGAAACAUCACUCACAACACACCAAAAAUCUUCAACAAUUAACCUCCGGGGGGACGCGUACAUUUUAGCGUGACAUAUCCAGAAGCCGUGUCCGGACCGUGUGGAUUAAUCAGAGCGGAGGUCUUUCACCUUCUCCUUCCUGUGACAGAUGUUCAGGCCAGAGAUCAGCCUGCUCAACAACUGUUAGAGGUGACAGGGCGAGGACGGGGGAGGCGUGUCGGUUAGCUGUGCCAGGUUUUGUCUCAUGAGAGUGACUGUGCCAUCCAGGCACUGCCAGUGACUAGGGCUGUGGCUGUGGUGGGCCCGGCCCAGGAGGCCUUUUUGUACAUCACUCCGGGCUCCCGCUGACCUGUGCUGCUCACGCCAUGGAUCAACAGAGAGAUAAAUAUGGCGAGCGGCCCGCCAGGAGCACUAAAGUUUCCCAGGGAAGCCGCAGCGGACACUCGUCCCGACCAUCUGGCUCCUCCAGCUCAUCUGGGGUCCUCAUGGUGGGGCCAAACUUUCGUGUGGGCAAGAAGAUCGGCUGUGGAAACUUUGGUGAAUUGAAGCUAGGUAAAAAUCUCUACACCAACGAGUAUGUAGCUAUUAAACUGGAACCAGUGAAGUCGAGGGCACCACAGUUGCAUUUAGAGUACCGAUUCUACAAAACACUGGGAACUACAGCUGAAGGUGUGCCCCAGGUGUUUUACUUUGGGCCCUGUGGGAAAUACAAUGCCAUGGUUCUGGAGCUGCUGGGCCCGAGUCUAGAGGACCUCUUCGACCUUUGUGACAGGACCUUUUCACUGAAGACUGUCUUAAUGAUAGCUAUUCAGCUGAUUUCUCGAAUGGAGUAUGUGCACUCUAAAAACCUCAUCUAUAGAGAUGUAAAACCUGAAAACUUUCUCAUCGGACGGCAAGGGAACAAAAAGGAACACAUCAUCCACAUCAUUGACUUUGGUCUGGCCAAAGAAUACAUCGACCCAGAGACCAAAAAACACAUUCCAUACAGGGAGCAUAAGAGCUUGACCGGCACUGCCCGAUAUAUGUCCAUCAAUACACAUUUAGGGAAAGAGCAAAGCCGGCGAGAUGACCUGGAGGCCUUAGGCCACAUGUUCAUGUAUUUCCUUCGUGGGAGUCUACCGUGGCAAGGACUAAAGGCCGACACGUUGAAAGAAAGAUACCAGAAGAUCGGAGACACAAAACGAAACACUCCCAUCGAGGUCCUCUGUGAGAACUUCCCAGAGGAGAUGGCCACCUACCUGCGAUAUGUGAGACGGUUGGACUUCUUUGAAAAGCCUGACUAUGAAUAUCUGCGGACUCUGUUCACUGAACUGUUUGAGCGAAAAGGAUACACCUUUGACUACACUUACGACUGGGUUGGCAGGCAGAUACCCACACCAGUGGGGUCUGUCCACAUAGACUCUGGAGCAUCAGCUGUGACGAGAGAGAGCCAUCCUCACAGAGACCGGCCCUCACAGCACCCACCAAUUAGAAAUCAGACAGCGGUCUCAGAUCGACGAGGAGCAUGGGAGGUGCAGCCCACACGCCAAGCAAACUCCUCCUAUCUGACCUCCCACCUGGCAGCGGACAGGCACGGGGGCUCAGUGCAGGUGGUCAGCUCGACCAACGGGGAGCUGAACGCAGACGAUCAGCCGGCAGUUCAUUCCAAUGCUCCCAUUACAGCUCAGGCAGAGGUGGAAGUGGUCGACGAGGCCAACUGCGUGAAAAUGCUCAACCUGUGGUGCUGCUGUUUCUUCAAGCGAAAACGGAAGAAGAACACGCCGAGGCACAAAUGAUCGUCCACCGCCCGGCCUGAAACGCUCCAAGUGUCCGGCUCAGUUGAUUGUGAUUUCAGAAAUCAAUAAGGUCCCAUACAGAAUAAAAGAGGGAGACAACUGAAAGAUCUUGAUAGAAUUGUCUUCUGGAGGGACCUGUUUAAAAAUGGUUUGUUGAGAUGUACAAGACGCUUAUGUCUUUUGAUGGGAGUCCUUCUUAAUUUUUUCUUCGUUUUUUUUUUUUCCUUCUCCAAGAUGUGUGGGAAUGUUUUGCAGGCCAGUCGUCCAAACAGGGAACCUUUUUGUUGGAAUUUUGCAGAGGAUAAUCUUCUUUUUUUCCUCCCCAAGACACCCAUCAUUUGUAAUUUCCUCUCCUCAAUUUUGGCAUAUUUUUGCUCCUGAUUCUCUUCUGUGGUAUUGCAAAGGAAGAGACAGAUCUUCCUGUGGAAUCUUGCCACCCUCAGCCUCUAGCAUACCAUGAUUUCUUUGUUUGACUCAUGUUUUCAUUUUCCCUCCGUCAAGUCCCAGUUCAAAGUGGUUUACCCCCUUGUUAGUUUGCUAACUCAUUUUGACACAAAGCCCUUUUGGUUAUGCCUGACGUGGGACUGAAUGUAAACCUGAACACACGAGGAGCCAAGAGUGUGACUGCCUACCUUCAGGCACAAAGAGCAUCAGUCUGCUAUUUGGCCCCUGCACUUUUUUCCUCCAAAGAGGUCAACCCUGGCACUGGGCCCCGGGCCUGAGAGAACAGAAGACCAGAGACGCCUCCUGCACUGUGUUCUCUGAGGAUGAUUUCUGCUCACGCUGCUUGGUUAAAGCACUCCCCUUAACCACGCCGCUGUUGAAACACACUACAGUCUCUUUUGACUCACAUGCAGUUUUGCUCUUGUUGGCUUCGUGAUAAUGAGCAGCAACCUUGACACUUGUACAUGGGGCUGGGGAAAAAAAUGCUAUUUAUGCUAUUUAUCUCUUGGUUGCCACCAGUUUUCUAACUAAUUCUAAAACAUACACACUGAAUGUAUGGACAGAAAUGACUCUGGAGAAUUUAUGUCACCUAUCAUGUGCAUGGGAAGGAAAUUGCAGUUAAGACCAAUGUAAAAAAAAAAGGAAAAAAGUCAGACCAAAACUGCGUGAGUUAGAGUUGGAGGAUCUUAAAUGUUCUUAAUCUUAAUAAUGUGAUGGUUAAUAAUGGACUCUACACUGCGGGCUUUGGAGUGACAAGAGAAACUGGCGUGAUGUGCUUCGGAGAAUGAAUCACCGCCUCUCGACGCUACUGUCCAAUGCCUUAACCCCAACCGACCGACCGACCAGUCGACCACUACAUCACAUCGCACCACCAGUUGGAUAAAUGAGUUGGCAGCAUGAUGUGUUGUGCAAAUUUGCAGCGCAAUUUUUUGGGGUCACUUGUGUAUAAUAAAGCCCAAAGUUGCGGACUGUUCCCCGGCUAGUAUCAGAGCAGUUAAUGACUUCCCGUGUUACGCUGAAGAUUUGUUCCCGAGAGCGAGCGAUGCCAAAUGGAAGGUUUGGUGUAAUAAUCUGUAAUGGUGUUAAGACGUCCCUGCCCCUGCGUGUCCAGUCUGAAGACCCCUGUGCUGCAAAGUUUUAAGUUUGGACGACUCUGCUAAACCCCCCCGGUCCCUCUCCUCGACACAGAGAGAGAACGUCAGCGCCAGCGAGGGCGGAUAAGUGAACGUGUCCAUACCAUUUUUAUUUUUAAUUUAGUGUCAUGGAGGACUGCCUUGAAACAAUAUCCUCGAUAUGUCACCUUGCCUAUCCUCCUAACAGAGAGUGAAUUACCGUACAUAGGUGUUUUAUUUUUUUAUUUUAUAUCUUGCUAAUGUGAAUUUUUUUAAUGCAAUUUUUUUUUCUCCAUUCCAAAUAGCCAUGGUUUUAUGGGGAAAGAGGGUAACAAAAAAAAGCUUGAGACCAUGACUGCACUACAUUUGUUGACCCCGGCUUUCCCUGACAAGACCCUGCCUUCUUAAUACUGUACUUUAAACGUGCUUAUUACUUUAAUUGUAGCUGCCUCGUGUGCUAGGCCUUCCCUAUAGGGUGCAGGGAAUACACUUUAAAUCGACUUUUAUCCCCGCCCACUCUUUUUUUUGUGCCAUGACAGCCUCCCUCCCCCCUUACUCUCUGCACACAUGCACGCACACACACACACACACACACACUCACUCACAGACAGGCUUGGGUGAUAUCUAGGUUUUCAUACAGUCACACAUUUCUGACAUUUCACCGGGGUAAGCAGUAUAUGGUGAUAUUUGUGCAUAAUCCGUAGUUUAAGCUGGGAGAUUUGUUCUUCGUUUCACAAUCUUAAACAUUUCACAAUUCUUAAACAUAAAAAGUAGAACUCCGAAUUUAAGUUUAACAAAUUAAAACUAGCUUUAUUGUGUUGUUAACUCAUCUAAAACACACUUUUUUCAAACUCGACAGAAACAUAAUAAACUUAACAAACCCCCCUUUUUAGUCUUUCCACUUUUCCAGCAACCACAAAUUCUGGUUUGGUUUAAAUAAAUCCUUAAUUCAACGAGUGAGCAUAAAAACACAGUGUUUUCCCUGCUGUGGCUCUCUGCCGACAACGAUUCUCUCAAUUUUUGUCGCCAGUCCAUUGAAUUUGCAAAAAAUUACAAAAAUCGCUCAAAACUGUUGUCUGGCUCACUUUUGUCAUUGGAACUAAACCUAAAAUACUCCCAGACACUGUUUCUGAAUCAUCCUGUAAGUCGCCGUAUUUCUCAGCUCAGCCGUCUCUUCCAAGUAAAGCCUGACCUCUUGUGGUGCAGUCUGUGCACUACACAUCACCUAAAUACAGCAUCGCUCAGUCAGUUUAAUACAUAGACUAAAAGAGCAUAGUCUGUAUUUUUUAAAAUAUUAAAAAUCUUACUGUCUGGAUUUGGAGCUACUCUGCUUUACCGUGAUACUGCCCAAGCCUACAGGCAUGCACUCACAUGCAAGUCCUAGAUGAAUCAACCCUCAGCAGGGUGUUAGAUUUGGAGUUUUGUGGACCUGCUCCAGCAUCUUUAGAAAUAAAAUGUUGUAAACUAUCUCAAUGAAUCAGUAUGUAAACCUGCUUGUUGCGUGUAUUUACACUGUAUAGCUUUUGGUUCAUUCUCACCCCUGACAUGUCAGUUAAUCCGGGGUCUAAGUUAUUGUGUUAUUGAAAGUACUUGAAUAUGAAAAAUCUACGGGACCUUUUUUCUGUUUUUGUUUUUAUUUUCUUGGUCAUUAUCAUCGUAAAUCCACACAUAGGAUUUGAGGGGAAUGGCGGGGAAGAAAGACCGGCUAUUUGAAUGACAGGUAUUCGUUUCUUUAAGAUGUCUUAGUGCCUCUUGAGUGUGUUGGGCAGGUGUCAGACUCACCUGUGUUGUCCUGUGCUAGCUGGUGUUUAUUGAUCAGAUUAGGGUUAAUGUUUUCACCCCCCCCCCCCAGGAGAUGCAGUUUGAUGUUGGUUUGGAGGUUAAAGUCACUUUUCAGUCUCUGUGAAAACAUGCGUAAUGUUGUCUGUGAAAUCAUUAUGUCAGACACCAAACCUGUGACAUCUGCUGCCCGUGAGUCUCACCACAAAGCGUCAGCAGCGCCCGGACUGUUUCAUUCCAGCUACCUGACAAAAAGUUGAAAGUAUUUCCGUAGAGUGAGAUGGAUAUCCAGACGAUAUAGCCUUCAGCGUUCCCCCUGAAUUCCCUGAGUGCCAUUCCUGAGACUACUACUACUACUAGCCCAUGCCUUUUACCUGUGCCAGGAAAAUAUGAAGUUGAAUGUUUUGUUUUUUUUCAAACCAUCGCAUUCCACCUUGUGUCCUUGACGUGUCCACUGUCAUUUUUUUUUUUUUUUUUAAUCGCAGAGCAACGUGGCUCAAUUCAGUACCAGGAAGUGUUGUUGGAGUCGGCGUCAGAAAAAAAAGUGUUUUAUGAGUCGCUUCUGUUGGUUUGGAACCAUUUUUAUCGACCAAGUUUCUUAUUUCAGAUUUGUGACAUCUGCUUCUUCCUUAAAAACUGUGGGUCGCCUCGCUCUUUAGCUCCCGGCUGAAAUGGUAGAUAUAGAUAUAUUACUCUGAUGUAUUUACUUUUUACUCUCUGGGCCUCGUACAGAGCGAUAUAGGUGUACUCUGUAUGGUUUGUAUCUGCAUGGCUUAUGUGGAGACGACAGCGAACGCCGGUCUCUCUCUCACCUGUAGGGCUCGUAUACUGUUGGGUCAGUGAAACGUUAUGGCUUCCAGUCCUCAUGUAAAAUAAAUAACUUUUUCAUGUCUUCAUGUCACAGCACAUUCCAUUUCAGUUCCCUUUAUUUCUGACAUGCUUCACUUCAGUCAGACUCGUGUUUAUGGCUUUGGUUGUGUGUAAGUCACAUUUGUGUGUGUCAAAGCUGUGUAAAUCAAAGCAAAGGACAGUUAAGUGUGAAUGAACGGCUUAGGUCUUUAUGGGUUCUCUGGCACUUUUUCCUUGUUGCUGUACUGUAGAAUUGUCUUGGAUUUACUGUAUAUUUUUCUUUGAGGGAGAGGUUUAGGGUGACAUUUACUGCAAUAUUGUGAUGAUUAUUUGAGAAUUGUAAAUUGUACAGAGUUCACAAUUAUACUCUUUGUUCUUUCUGUUGGGAUUCCACAUAAAAUAUGUAUUCUUUGAUUAUUUUUAUUUCCUCUGACUGUGGAAAAUCAAAUUGUACAGCUCCAAGAGUUUAUCCUCCCCUCAGCAUUGUUUUUUUUUCAGAGCUAUGAUUAAGAGAAAUCUUAAAACUGUAAAUAAAUAUUAUUGUGUUGAAAUAUGAAUGUCACUUCAAAAAUGUAUUUGAAUGAGUUAGUCAAGGGCUUCAAGAAUGAAGGACCCACAUUUCUUCUUUUUAUGGCUUCAUUUUUUUUUAAUUUACAGAAAGUUAAAGGUCCUUUUUAUCUGAGAUGCCUAUGUUGUUUUUCCUCCUUGGACUCAUAUAAUACAAUGUGUCACACACAGACCUUAUAAAAUCACUUUUUAUUCCCUCCACACCUAAAGGGAAACUCCAGUUUGCACCCUUUUUUAUGUAAAAUAAAAGAUCUCUCCACCUUG